GAGAGUGGAGCUACGAUGAAAAAACCUGGAGCACUCGUUCCCCUGGCACUGCUGCUGCUUCUGCAAUCUGGCGAUUUGGUAAAUGCAGGAACUGAAGACAUCUGCCGCCUGUUCUCCAACGGCACGGUGAUCCGGGAUCCCGACUCCUGCAGCCAGUCGAUCACCUGCAUCGACCACGUGAGCCACUACGCUACCUGCUCGGGAUCCACCCCGUUUUUCGACAAGGACUCAGCGAAGUGUGUGAAGAGCCUAUCGUCCUCCACAUCCAGCUGUUCGAUUUCCUGCCAGGGCGUGGCCACCCACUUCCUCGCGGACCCGAAGUCCUGCUCCGGGUACUACUACUGCUCGGACCAGGAGACGGCCUUGCACGGCACCUGUCCGCAGGACACGCACUUCAACUCCACCACCCAGACCUGCACCCGCCUCAACGAGUCGGCCUGCACCACCAGCAGCUUCGAGUACUGCAGCAUUGUGAAGGACAAAGUGAGCUUCGACAAUCUGCAGGGCUGCAACAAGUACCACGAGUGCGAAAAGGGCGUCUUGAAGGACAAGACUUGUACGAGCAAGUACUACCAGGCCAGCACGGGCACCUGUGUGGACAAGGCCCUGGUGGCCUGCGAUGCCCAUCCCCUGCCGACCGACGUUUGUGGCAAGGCCAGCAAGCCCAAGGAAGACACGUUCGUCGGUGAUGCCGCCACCUGCCGCGGGUACUUCUACUGCGCCAAGCAGAAGGACGGCACUCCGGACCCGAAUCCCUCGUGGAACCAGUGUCCCCAGGAUCGAUUCUUCGACGAAACCAACCAGAAGUGCAACUACCCCAAUUUGGUGAAGUGCUCAAACGAUCGGUGCGAUGGUCGCACACCCCCAUUUGUGCUCAGCUCCAAGGCGGGCUGCCGGGACUAUCUGGUCUGCUCGGAUGGAGUCACCGUGACCACGAAGUCCUGCGGCAACUACUUCUUCGACGAGGACCUGGGAUCCUGCGUUCAAGACGUCAAGACCUACUCCGUGUGUUAGGUGUAAAUACUUUGAAUAAAGCUCAGCAAUCAAUGUGAUAUGG
Messenger RNA from Drosophila rhopaloa, 1057 nucleotides. Its product is annotated as peritrophin-44. The transcript has 2 exons. The record is from RefSeq and is a predicted model, not a curated record. Gene Ontology annotation, cellular component: extracellular region. Gene Ontology annotation, molecular function: chitin binding. The coding region runs from base 16 to 1014 and encodes 332 amino acids. Lineage: Eukaryota; Metazoa; Arthropoda; Insecta; Diptera; Drosophilidae.